Phlebotomus papatasi is the source of this 1493-nucleotide messenger RNA. It is a transcript of the gene ND-39, whose product is annotated as NADH dehydrogenase [ubiquinone] 1 alpha subcomplex subunit 9, mitochondrial. Bases 105 to 1325 code for a protein of 406 amino acids. Lineage: Eukaryota; Metazoa; Arthropoda; Insecta; Diptera; Psychodidae. The record is from RefSeq and is a predicted model, not a curated record. Gene Ontology annotation, molecular function: protein-containing complex binding. The transcript is spliced from 3 exons. Gene Ontology annotation, cellular component: mitochondrion.
AUAUUAAAAAACUCUCCGGAUAUUUUCCGGACGUGUUUUUUCUCCUCUGCAGAUUGGGUUGUCAAAACAUUCGAGGAAGUUUUAAGUGAAUUUUCUUCGCAAAAAUGUCGGCAUUAGUGCUGUGCAAUAGUGCUCAAUUUGCACGACAAAAUGCCGGAAGUCUUGCGGUGCUCUGCACCAAGGCACAGUACUCCACUGAUGCCCCCCGUGCAUUGCGUACCACGAAUUUGGCCGCAAUGAAGCGUGGAACUGGAGGAAGAUCGAGUUUCAAUGGAAUGGUGGCUACAGUUUUCGGCUGCACGGGCUUCAUGGGGCGCUACGUAUGCAACAAAUUGGGCAAGAUUGGCACGCAGAUGAUUCUGCCCUACCGUGCUGAUCACUACGAUGCCAUUCGGCUGAAGGUAACCGGAGAUUUAGGACAAGUACUCUUUCAAUUCUACAGCUUGGAGGAUGAAGAAGCCAUCCGGAAGGCUGUUCGUCACUCAAAUGUCGUGAUAAAUCUCGUUGGACGUGAUUGGGAGACCAAUAAUUUCAACUUUACCGAUGUCCAUGUAAACGGAGCAAGACGCAUUGCAAAAGUUUGCAGGGAAAUGGGCGUUGAGAGACUGAUUCAUGUCUCUGCCCUUAAUGCUAGUCCCAAUCCCGAGCCCUUGAUCCUCAAGGAGGGCAGCAAAUUCCUCAAGAGCAAGUACUAUGGCGAAUUGGCAGUGCGAGAGGAAUUCCCCGAGGCUACAAUCUUCCGGCCAUCGGACAUUUACGGGCAGGAGGACAGAUUCCUUCGGUACUACGCUCAUGUCUGGAGGAGGCAAUUGCGUGGAAUGCCACUUUGGCACAAAGGUGAAAAGACCAUCAAACAGCCAGUUUUCUGCUCGGACCUUGCCCAAGGCAUUGUAAAUGCUGCCAAGGAUCCAGAUACCGCUGGAAAAGUCUAUCAGGCCAUUGGUCCUCGUCGCUACUACCUGUCGGAACUUGUGGAUUGGUUCCAUCGUGUGAUGCGCAAGGACUAUGACAUGUGGGGCUACAUUCGCUACGACAUGCGUUGGGAUCCAACAUUUAUGCUCAAAGUCAAACUUACCGAAGCCAUCUGUCCAUCCUUCAAGGUGGGUGAUCUUCAUUCUGAGCGCGUUGAGAGGGAGUAUGUGACCGAUGUUGUUCUUCCAUCAAUUCCCACUCUUGAGGAUUUGGGCGUGACACUGACAAAGAUGGAGGAUCAGAUUCCAUGGGAAUUGCGUCCAUAUCGCGCUGCUCAGUACUACGAUGCCGAAUUGGAUGAAUUUGAGAAACCAGCACCGCCAAAGUACAUUGAGGCGUCUGGAAGAGUUUAAAAGGCAGAAUUUUGUUUUGGCAUAAAUUUUAUUUUAUCUUCUCGGAAAAUUUGUUAUGGAGCGGAACACAGCUAGAGUUUCUGGGUGAAUCUCUGGCAUUGGAGUUUUUGAGAGAGGAAAUUUAACUGUAUCUUUUAGCGCGAAAUAUUACAUAGAUUCAGAUUAAAA